Messenger RNA from Asterias rubens (European starfish), 4650 nucleotides. Its product is annotated as DNA-directed RNA polymerase II subunit RPB2. The record is from RefSeq and is a predicted model, not a curated record. Gene Ontology annotation, cellular component: RNA polymerase II, core complex. The coding region runs from base 121 to 3657 and encodes 1178 amino acids. Lineage: Eukaryota; Metazoa; Echinodermata; Asteroidea; Forcipulatida; Asteriidae. Gene Ontology annotation, molecular function: DNA binding; DNA-directed RNA polymerase activity; ribonucleoside binding. Gene Ontology annotation, biological process: DNA-templated transcription. The transcript is spliced from 22 exons.
UGAUCGCAAUUCUAGUGUGAGUUGCCAAUAAAGUGUACCGGAAAAUCUUUCAACAUCUGCUUAAUUAGAUAGUUUUCUGUUCUGAAACUUUGGGAAAAUAUAAAUAAAGACUUAUUCAUCAUGUAUGAUCCAGAUGAAGAGGUGUACGAAGAAGAUGACUCGGAUGAGGUUACCCAAGACAGAUGGCAAGAGGCCUGCUGGAUUGUCAUCAGCUCUUACUUUGACGAGAAGGGUCUCGUGCGCCAGCAGCUUGACUCGUUUGAUGAGUUCAUACAGAUGUCCGUGCAGCGGAUUGUCGAGGACGCGCCAGCUGUGGACCUACAAGCUGAGGCUCAACACACAACGACGGAAGCAGAAAUUCCUACACGGUAUGUGCUGAAGUUUGAGCAAAUCUACCUGUCCAAGCCGACACAUUGGGAGAAAGAUGGUUCCCCAAGUCCCAUGAUGCCAAAUGAAGCCAGACUACGAAAUCUCACGUACUCAGCACCGCUGUAUGUAGACAUCAUGAAGACAGUGAUCCAAGAUGGUGAAGAGACUUCAGAGACGCAGCAUCUCAAGACAUUCAUUGGCAGGAUUCCGAUUAUGCUCCGCUCAACAUACUGCUUGCUUAGUGGCCUGACAGAUCGUGAUUUGACGGAGUUGAAUGAAUGUCCACUGGACCCUGGUGGUUACUUCAUCAUCAAUGGCUCCGAGAAGGUCCUGAUUGCGCAAGAGAAGAUGGCCACCAACUCUGUCUAUGUGUUCUGCAAAAAAGACUCCAAGUACGCGUUCACUGCUGAGUGUCGGUCGUGUUUGGAGAAUUCGUCCCGUCCUACCAGUACCAUAUGGGUACAUCUCAUGGCCAAGGGUGGGCAGGGUUCAAGAAAGAGUGCCAUCGGACAGCGUAUUGCAGCCAUCCUUCCGUACAUUCGUCUGGAGAUUCCCAUCAUGAUCGUCUUCAGAGCUUUGGGGUUUGUCGCUGAUCGUGACAUCUUGGAGCACAUUGUCUAUGACUUUGACGAUCCAGAGAUGAUGGAGAUGGUUAAACCUUCCCUUGAUGAAGCUUUUGUUGUCCAAGAGCAGAGCGUAGCGCUGAACUUCAUUGGAGCUCGUGGUGCAAAACCAGGUGUUACCAAGGAGCGGAGAAUCAAAUAUGCCCGGGAGAUCUUACAGAAAGAAAUGUUGCCUCACGUAGGAGUCAGUGACUUCUGUGAAACCAAGAAGGCCUACUUCUUAGGGUACUGUGUGCACAGACUCCUUCUUGCAGCCCUUGGUCGUAGAGAAGUCGACGAUCGUGAUCACUACGGUAACAAAAGACUGGACCUGGCCGGCCCCCUCCUUGCAUUCCUCUUCAGAAACCUCUUCAAGAAUCUUCUGAAGGAAGUCCGGAUGUACUCUCAGAAGUUUAUCGACAAGGGCAAGGAUUUUAGCGUAGAGUUGGCCAUUAAGACACGCAUCAUAACAGAUGGUCUCAAGUACUCCCUAGCUACUGGUAAUUGGGGUGACCAGAAGAAGGCUCAUGCUGCCAGGGCUGGUGUCUCUCAGGUGCUAAACAGACUGACGUUUGUGUCAACGCUGUCCCAUCUCCGUAGACUCAACUCACCCGUCGGCAGAGACGGCAAGCUGGCCAGACCCCGUCAGUUACACAACACACUCUGGGGUAUGAUAUGCCCCGCUGAGACGCCAGAGGGUCAUGCUGUGGGUCUUGUCAAGAACCUGGCCCUGAUGGCGUACAUCUCUGUGGGCUCCCAGCCUAGCCCCAUCUUGGAGUUUCUUGAAGAGUGGAGCAUGGAGAAUCUGGAGGAGAUUGCACCUUCUGCUAUUAACGAAGCCACCAAGAUCUUUGUUAACGGCUGUUGGGUGGGCAUCCAUCGUGACCCAGAGCAGCUGAUGAACACCCUGAGGAAGCUUCGUCGCCAGAUGGAUAUCAUCGUCUCGGAGGUAUCCAUGGUCAGAGAUAUCCGGGAGAGAGAGAUCCGAAUUUACACGGACGCCGGUCGUAUCUGUCGACCUCUCCUCAUCGUGGAACAUCAGAAGCUCCUCUUGAAGAAGAGACAUAUCGACAUGUUGAAAGAACGAGAAUACAACAACUACAGUUGGCAAGACCUUGUCGCCAGUGGUGUCGUUGAAUAUAUUGACACCAAUGAGGAAGAGACCAUCAUGCUGGCCAUGACCCCGGAUGACCUCAUCGAGAAGGGAUCAAUGUACUGUUCGACCUACACCCAUUGUGAGAUCCACCCGUCCAUGAUUCUUGGUGUGUGUGCGUCCAUUAUUCCAUUCCCCGAUCAUAACCAGUCUCCACGUAACACCUACCAAUCCGCUAUGGGGAAGCAAGCCAUGGGCGUCUACAUCACCAACUACCACGUCCGCAUGGACACCCUGGCCCAUGUGCUGUACUACCCUCAGAAGCCUUUGACUACCACACGUUCUAUGGAGUACCUUAGAUUCAGAGAGCUGCCAGCUGGGAUCAACUCCAUCGUGGCUAUUGCGUCUUACACAGGCUACAACCAGGAGGAUUCCGUCAUCUUGAAUUCCGGUGCUGUGGAUAGAGGGUAUUUCAGAUCUGUGUUCUACCGUUCAUACAAGGAUUCUGAGUCCAAGAAGAUGGACCAAGAUGAAGUCUUUGAGAAACCAACACGAGAAACAUGCAAAGGUAUGCGUCCAGCCGUCUACGAUAAGUUAGAGGAAGAUGGGAUUAUCCCUCCUGGCUCUCGAGUGUCUGGAGAUGAUGUCCUGAUCGGAAAAACAGUGACAGAACCAGAAGACGAUGAUGAGCUUGACGGAGGCAGUAGACGGUUCACAAAGCGUGACUGCAGCACCUUCAUGCGACGGACCGAGACAGGGAUCAUAGACCAGGUGAUGCUCAGCAUCAACCAAGAGGGAUACAAGUUCUGCAAGAUCAAGGUGCGAUCUGUACGUGUUCCUCAGAUUGGAGAUAAGUUUGCCAGUCGUCACGGUCAGAAAGGAACAUGCGGAAUGAAGUACAGACCAGAGGACAUGCCGUUCACCUGCGAGGGUAUCACCCCAGAUAUCAUCAUCAACCCCCACGCUAUCCCCAGUCGUAUGACCGUUGGUCACUUGAUCGAGUGCCUCCAGGGGAAGGUUUCCUCUAACAAGGGUGAGAUUGGUGACGCUACACCGUUCAAUGACUCAGUCAAUGUGCAGAAGAUCUCUAACCUGCUGCAUGAGUACGGCUACCACCUGAGAGGGAAUGAGGUGCUCUACUGUGGUUUUACUGGAAGGAAGAUUGGAGUGCAGGUGUUCCUGGGGCCCACCUACUACCAGCGUCUUAAACAUAUGGUGGAUGACAAGAUUCACUCCAGGGCAAGGGGACCGGUGCAGAUUCUUAACAGACAGCCCAUGGAGGGCAGAUCUCGUGAUGGUGGUCUUCGUUUUGGCGAGAUGGAACGUGAUUGUCAGAUCUCCCACGGCUCGGCGCAAUUCUUGAGAGAGCGUCUUUUUGAGGUGUCCGAUCCCUACCGAGUCCAUGUGUGCAACCUGUGUGGCUUGAUUGCCAUCGCUAACUUGAGGAAUAACACAUUCGAGUGUAGAGGCUGUAAGAACAAGACACAGAUUUCCCAGAUCCGUCUGCCGUACGCCUGUAAGCUUCUCUUCCAGGAGUUGAUGUCCAUGAGCAUUGCCCCAAGAAUGAUGGUCAUGCCCGAAGGAAAAGCCUAAAGAAACACCCUGAAGGAAAAGCCUGAAGGAAAAGACUAAAGGAAAGACAUGAAGGAAAAUCCUGCAGGGAGAGACUAAAUGAAAAGCCUGAAGAAAAGGUCUUCAAGAAAGGCCUUAAAGAAGCCAUUUUCCCAUGGAUUUUCCCAGUGGAAUGCACAGAAACUCAAGGAACUUUAUUAGAUAACAUGUCAAUCGAGAACAAGAUGAAAUGUGCCUUUUAAAUGGACACUUUAUGUCGUGCAGAAAUGAUACCAUCAUCGGGUGACAACUUUGGAAGAGACACUUGGAAAUUGUUGCAGCUAAAAACAAUGAACAAUUGUUCUGCCCCAUUAUUUCAUGUACAAAAUGAGCACAGUAGCAUGGAAUGCGUCUGUUGCUAGACGCUGUAAGAUGUUGAAGAACAUUAAAGACAGAUAUAAUAUCAUGAGGAGCAUGAUCGACAUAAAUAGAGAAGCUACAGCACAGUGAUAUUGCGAGUUGGAAAAGAUUGCUUGGCAGCUUAUUAAACUAGAGCCGAGUUCCAUCUUCACAAAAACAUUUUUACUCAAGUCGUUUAAAACUGUUUCGAUAUAAUAUAUCUUUCACGCAAAGAAGUAGCAGUCACAGUUGAUGUUAUUGCUCAAACCAAGUAUACUUUUAUUCAGGAUAAUAAAUUUAUAUAAAACAAAAGUUGGAAAAGUCUGUUAUUGGAGGCACAAUCUGGAAUCAGUAUCAAAACUUAAGGACGGAAUGAUAAGAUUUCUGGACAGUUUGGACGGAAAGUUUAUUGCUUAAAACUCAAAUAUAACUGUUUCAACACUUAUUCACACUGGAAUUGUUUGGUCCAAAAGAUGACCCCAUAUACGACAACUGCAUUUAAGUUUUCAUUAGAAUGUUCCCCUAAAGUACUUCUCAAAACCAUUGACUAACAUUAUAAGCUCUGUUAAACUGAACUGUAAAUAAAUUUUGAAUUUUUUGUAAUAAAGUAUGAGCUUGAAAUGUGAACAAACUUGA